AUGAGGUCCGCGCCCAUUGCCAUUGCUCUCGUUGGCCUCGCUGGCUCAGUCAUUGCUGCUCCACCUCCCGCCCCACAGGUCACACCCCCGCCUUCGCUCGCAGAACUUGAAGAGAGAGGUCUCAUAGGUGGUCUUCUUGGUGGUGUCCUGGGUGCUGUUUUUUCUGAUAUCAAUUCCGCUGUGAGCGCCGGGAACCUGGGUGCCCUCACUUCGGCCUUGAAGAAAGUCACAGCUACCGCCACCCCUACCGACGUAGCCCAGGCCAGCGCUACCCUUGCAGCCAUUCAAUCAGCCUCUCCUUCCAGUCUUUUUGAAUACGCCGCUGCCCUUGCUGCCAACGGUCUUGUUGUCAACGACAUCAACUCACUCCUUACCAGCACCCUCGGCCAGUUCACUGGUGCCAACAGUCUCACCAACAGUAACCCCAACCCAAAGACAUCUGUCUAUCCUAAGAAGGGCACGUGCGACGCACCUUACUCCCUCUCUGAGACUGCCUUGCGCCAGGCCAUCCAUAUUCCAUCUACUUUCACCUAUGGAAAGAAGCCCCCUGUCAUAUUGUUUCCCGGCACUGGAAACACUGGUUACCAGACUUUUUCCGGAAAUCUGAUUCCCCUCUUGACCGGCGUCAGUUACGCAGACCCAGUCUGGGUCAACGUCCCUGGACAACUGCUCAACGACGCCCAGUUCAACGCCGAAUAUGCGGCGUACGCUAUUAACUACAUUGCCUUUUUGACCUCUCGCAACGUCUCCAUGAUCGCCUGGUCUCAAGGAAACAUCGAUUCUCAGUGGGCAUACAAGUACUGGCCGUCGACCCGUCUUGUAACCAGUGACCACAUCGCCAUUUCCCCCGAUUACAAAGGGACAGUCAUCGCCAACGCUGUCGACUUGACUGGUCUUACUAGGGACCCAUCUGUUCUCCAGCAAGAGUACUUCUCCAAAUUUAUCACCACUCUCCGCUCCAACAACGGUGACAGCGGCUAUGUCCCAACUACUGUCCUGUACUCUGGUUUCUUCGACGAGAUUGUUGAGCCACAGCAAGGUACGGGUGCAUCAGCUUACCUGCUCGACGCACGUGGCGUUGGCGUCACUAACACCGAAGUCCAAUUAACAUGCCCCGGUGCCGUGGCCGGCUCCUUCUAUACUCACGAAGGAAUGCUCUACAACCCCAUCACUUUUGCCCUCGUUCAGGAUGCUCUAACUCAUGCUGGCCCUGGUGAGACCAGACGUAUCAAUCUACCCACCCUAUGCACGCAAUACCUCGCUACUGGUCUAAACCUCGGCAAUUUCCUUGCCACUGAGAACUCAGUCGUGAUCGCUCUUCUCUCGCUCCUGCUUUACACGCCUAAGUUGGCCGCUGAGCCCUCUAUCUCGGCCUACGCCACUGCUACAAGCAUAUGCGCGACCUCUGUUCCUAUUGUUUCUCACACUUCUACUACAUUGAGCGCUGCCGCGAACAAGGGGGCCGCGGUUACGACUUCGAAACUUACGACUAUCACUACAACGCCUCAGAAGCCAACUUCUUCUGGCACUUCCACUAAGAAGGCUACCACCACCAGCAGCUCCACAAAGAAGCUUUAA
Molecule: messenger RNA, 1578 nt
Organism: Diaporthe amygdali
Lineage: Eukaryota; Fungi; Ascomycota; Sordariomycetes; Diaporthales; Diaporthaceae
Exons: 1
Coding region: 1-1578 (525 amino acids)
Source: RefSeq, a predicted model, not a curated record